Messenger RNA from Kuraishia capsulata CBS 1993, 1425 nucleotides. RefSeq lists its product as uncharacterized. Gene Ontology annotation, cellular component: nucleus. NCBI's taxonomy places the organism in Eukaryota, Fungi, Ascomycota, Pichiomycetes, Pichiales, Pichiaceae. Gene Ontology annotation, molecular function: metal ion binding. The transcript has 2 exons. The coding region runs from base 1 to 1425 and encodes 474 amino acids. The record is from RefSeq and is a predicted model, not a curated record.
AUGAGUGAUACCAGAGAAGAGCUACAGUCUAAGAUAGACAAGUUGAAGGAGGAGAUAGAGCAGCGUAAGCGAGACACUCAGACAGCUUCAGGCUCUGUUGAGCCAAAGGCCGUUGCCGAUCCCGGUUCAAAGGUUGCUAAGUUUUCGUAUAGCUAUCCUGUUCAAAAUACAAGGUUUAGAGGUAGCAGGGGCCGAGGUCGGUAUUCCGUUCCUCGACACAGAAACCUGACUCUGGUGCUAGCGCAGGGUACGCCAUCAGACCCCGAAAACGGACUGUCUGAUCCCUCAGAGCAUGAAGGGGAGAUACCUGUGGGUGCUGGAGACAGAUUUGUGUCAAAGGUAACAAAACGUGGUCUCAGUCUGGUGAAUGAGAAGGUGUAUGCUAAAGAGGAGGAGCGACUACAAGCAAUUGCCACUCGGAAAGCCGAAGCUAAGCUGGCAUUAAAAGCGGAGAGGCAUAGGAUGGCGGUUCUGAAAGCGAUUUCAGCCAACAGACUUAUGUAUGGUGAUGUUAACAGGAGGAUUAUCAACGGACACCAGUUCGUUCAGGUGAAAAAUACCACCAGGCUUCUAUUAGUGUCUGACCCCAUCCCCAACUUUCCGCACCAAAUCGCCAUAGACGGACUCAAGUACCAGACCUCUCGCGGAGUUGAGUAUAAAUUGGUAGUUGAGCCUAACGGGGUUGAACCGUGCGUAUCUUUUUCUUUGAGAUCUGGUGAACCAGAGUUUCUAACAGCCACCACCAGCACGCGAACUCGCGAAUAUUGCAAACAUUAUUCACGAGCUGGUAAGUAUUUGGAGUUCAAGAGUUCAGACUCAGCAACGUUUACUAACAGAACAUCUCCGCGUUUUCUACUAGGCAUAUGCAGGAAUGGAGAAACAUGCCGUUUCAUCCACGAUCCAGAAAGAAUCGCUCUCUGCAAAGACUUUGUGAGAGGAAGUUGUUUCAAGGCUGACUGCCUCUUGCAACAUAAGCCCACCCAGUAUAACUCACCUUCGUGCAAGUUUUUCAAUAUUGCCGGUGGUUGUACAAAUGAGAACUGUCUUUACACCCAUAAGGUUGAGACCAAUGAUGUGGUGUGUAGGCCGUUUGCUGUUGGUGGUUAUUGCGAGGCAGGUCGUGAUUGCGAGUUCAGACACAGCUGGGAUUGUCCUGACUUUAUUGAUUAUGGAUCAUGUCCCAUGCUGCCGGCUUGUAGACUCAACCACGUCAGGCCCAAAGUUUUUAGUCACAACAUCGUCAGAAACGAGGAUAAUGACGGAGUCAGCCCUAUCAAUCAGGAUUCUGUGUUUUCGUGGAGAACAUCUGAUGAUGGUUCUUUGGUAAUAUCAGGCAGCGACUCUGAUGAUGCUGAUUCUGAGAUCGGUGCCUUAAAUCCUGAAGAGGAAAUGGAUCACAAGGCAGAUUUCUUGGAAUUUCAAUGA